AUAAAAGAAGCCCGCAGCCUCCCGGGACCGAUUAGUUACAAAACAGAACAGUCUGUAGAACGUUUGUGAGUGUUUGUCUUUUUUUUAUUGUUCUCUGCGAGUUAAAAGUUGACCGAGGAUCGCACUAAACCAACAUGGCAAAGUUUCUGGUAUCCAUGCUGCUGUUGACCGUCGUCGUCAUGGUGGUUAGCGCACAAGGCUUGGGCGGACAGCAUGGCGGUGGCGGCCAGCAUGGUGGUGGCGGACACCACGGUGGACAGUUUGGUGGCGGUCAGCAUGGCGGUGGUGGCCACCAGGGAGGCUUCCAGGGCGGCCACGACGGUGGACACGGUGGACAUGGUGGACACGGUGGAAAGAACGUUCAUGGAGGUGGUCACGGACAAGGAUUCGGUGGCGGCCACGGUCAAGGAGGCCAUGGACAGGGUCACGGUUACAAAGCUCACGGCUAUUGAGUGAAUGGCAGCUAACUGAUUAAGGAUAACAAUAAAUGUGAUUUGAUUAUGUA
Anopheles moucheti is the source of this 505-nucleotide messenger RNA. RefSeq lists its product as uncharacterized. The transcript is spliced from 3 exons. NCBI's taxonomy places the organism in Eukaryota, Metazoa, Arthropoda, Insecta, Diptera, Culicidae. Bases 135 to 452 code for a protein of 105 amino acids. The record is from RefSeq and is a predicted model, not a curated record.